AUGACUAGGAAGGAUUCUGCCAGCACUCCUCCUGCUAAACCUCAGUCGACAGAUACGGGGCGUGGGAAGUCCAGUUUUAAUACUGAAAUUCCUGAGGAACAAGUAGUUGUCGAAAAAACGCCUGAGAAAAUUCUGGAGGAAACAGCCCCAGAGGAAGAUGUCCCCACAAGUGACCAUGAUAUGCAAACCGUAGAAGAAUUCGACACUACAGUGGGUGACGCCUCUGAAGAUGAAUCUCCUCCUCAUCCAGGAUUGCAUGUUGCACCUCAAGGUGGUGAUAUUGAAAUGGAGGUUGUGGUCGAAGAUGACCCUGAAAAUGGAGCUGCCAGAGACGGGGACAAUCAGUCGAAACGAACAGAGGUCGAGCAUACUUCGACGCGAAACACUCCACCUGCUCCUGACCGGGAUUCUUCUCAGAGCAGUUCGACCACUUCUGGGGCAACUUCUGAAGCACCAUCACUUGGCAGCCUCCUGACCAAGAUCAAAACGAAAAUCCUUGAUGUCGAUUUGUUUAAAGUCUUGGAAGAGAAUUCCCUUGCUCAAAUUGGUCUUAAGAAACUCUUAAAGCAAGUGAAUGUUUUGGAAACUUCUGCUGAGAUUGGAAGUUUUGUGAUGGAGUUGAUGACUCUCAUUGACUUGGCCACUGCAGAUCUCCAUCGUCUGACGGAUCUUACCGCUCAAAUCUCCUCCAAGUCUGAAACUCAAACUACUGAAUGGGAUGCCGUUUCGACUUCGACUGACAAAGUUUCAAAAUUGCAAAAGCUUUCUGAAACGUAUGUCGAAGAAGUUGCUGCUUGUAAUGACAAUAUUCAAAAAUGGAAAACACAGAUAGCAGCCCUUCAAGAAAAGAUCUCUCAAGAGGAGAAACGUAAGCAAAGAGAGAAUCCGCCGGUGUUUAAAGGGAAGCAUGAUCCAGAUGCAGCCUUGGGAUGGUUGAAAGAGAUCGAGAGAAUCUUCCGUGUUAUGGAUUGCACUCCAGCUCAGAAGGUUCGGUAUGGUACUCACAUGCUAGCAGUCGAAGCUGAUGACUGGGAAUUCAUGAGAAAGUAUUAUCCGGAAGAUGUCCGUGGUAAGAAGGAAAUUGAGUUCCUUGAGCUGAAGCAAGGAAACAUGUCUGUCACUGAUUAUGCUGCAAAAUUUGUGGAGUUGUCCAAAUUUUAUCCUCAUUACACUGGUGCUGGUGCUGAAUUUUCAAAGUGCAUCAAGUUUGAAAACGAACUGCGCUCUGAAAUUAAGAAGGCUGUUGGGUAUCAGAAGAUACGCAUUUUUACUGAAUUGGUUGAUAGCUGCAGGAUAUUUGAAGAAGACAAUAAUGCUCAUUACAAGAUUGUCAGUGACCGCAGGGGCAAGCAACAUCAAAACCGUGGCAAGCCGUAUGAUGCCCCAGUGGGAAAAGGGAAACAAGGAGCUGCUCCGGCUCAGAGGACUAGUAGGGGAGGUGAUCCUGCUGGUAUAGUUUGCUUCAAAUGUGGUCAGGCUGGUCAUAAGAGUAAUGUAUGCACUGCUGAAGUAAAGAGGUGUUUUCGCUGUGGUAAGACUGGCCAUGCAAUAGCUGAUUGCAAGCAUAAGGAAAUGAUUUGUUUUAAUUAUGGCGAAGAAGGGCAUAUUGGAAGUCAGUGUCAGAAGCCAAAGAAAUCUCAAACUGGAAAAGUGUUCGCAUUGACCGGAACUCAAACCUCCAGUGAGGACAGACUUAUCCGAGGUACAUGUUUCAUAAAUGGUACUCCUUUAAUUACUAUUAUUGAUACCGGUGCUACACACUGUUUUAUUUCUGCUAACUGUGCUCGAAGACUGGGUUUAAAAUUGUCCGCUUUGGAUGGUGAAUUGAUUGUUGAGACCCCAGCUAAGGGAUCAACAACUACUUCCUUGGUGUGUUUAAGUUGUCCUUUAUCGAUCUUCGAUAAGGAUUUCUAUGUUGAUUUAGUAUGUUUGCCGUUGGAUGGGAUGGAUGUAAUUCUUGGUAUGAACUGGUUAGAGUAUAAUUAUGUUCAUAUAAAUUGUCAUCAUAAGUCGGUGAGGUUUUCCACUCCUGAAGAGGAGGGAGUUGACUUAUUACCUUUCAAAGAAUUGCGAAAAUUGAUGAAAGAGGGAGCUCAGAUGUUUUCUUUGAUGGCGACGUUGUCGGUUGAGAGUAAAGCUAAGAUUGAGGAACUGUUAGUGGUGAAAGAAUUCCCGGAAGUUUUUCCCGAUGAAAUUCCUAGUGUGCCGCCAGAGAGGGAAGUUGAAUUUACUAUUGAUCUGGUACCUGGUACUAGGCCUGUUUCGAUGGCACCGUAUAGAAUGUCGGCAUCUGAAUUGUAUGAAUUAAAGAAGCAAUUGGAAGACUUA
Messenger RNA from Lathyrus oleraceus (garden pea), 2328 nucleotides. RefSeq lists its product as uncharacterized. NCBI's taxonomy places the organism in Eukaryota, Viridiplantae, Streptophyta, Magnoliopsida, Fabales, Fabaceae. The transcript is spliced from 6 exons. The record is from RefSeq and is a predicted model, not a curated record. Gene Ontology annotation, molecular function: zinc ion binding; nucleic acid binding. The annotation marks the transcript as partial.